Neltuma alba is the source of this 3960-nucleotide messenger RNA. Its product is annotated as DNA-directed RNA polymerase I subunit 2. NCBI's taxonomy places the organism in Eukaryota, Viridiplantae, Streptophyta, Magnoliopsida, Fabales, Fabaceae. The record is from RefSeq and is a predicted model, not a curated record. Gene Ontology annotation, molecular function: DNA binding; ribonucleoside binding; DNA-directed RNA polymerase activity. Bases 146 to 3670 code for a protein of 1174 amino acids. Gene Ontology annotation, cellular component: nucleus. The transcript has 26 exons. Gene Ontology annotation, biological process: DNA-templated transcription.
AGCAUCCCUGCUUCCUCUCCCUCUUCCUCUUCACCGUCGUUGCCCCUUUUUCUGUCUCCCAUAUUCUCAAAUUCAAUCAGCAGGAAGCGACGGCAUAUUGUCUCCUUAUAUUUCCUUCUAGUAGAGUCUUGCCAUAGCAUUCAAGAUGGUGGUUAAACCCGGUGUGGUUCCGGACUAUGGGCAUCUCCGAGAGCUCUUCAGGCCCCAUAUAGAGUCUUUCGAUUACAUGGUGGAAGCUGGAUUGGAUACUAUGUUCCAAUAUAUCAAAUCUGUAGAAGUUCGCGACCCCUUUACAAAGAAGAAGCUGAGGAUUUGGGUGAGUAAUCCGGACGUAUACCCUCCUCAAAAGGAGCGGUCGUCGAGCACAAUGGCUUAUGCUCUGCUUCCAUUUGAGUGUAGGCAGGCAAAAAUUUCUUAUACAGGAAAAUUCAGUGCCGAUGUAUGUUUCCAAUACGAUGGUGGGGCUAUCAUAAGAGAGAAAUUUAAUUUUGGGUCGCUUCCCAUAAUGCUACAGUCAAAACUAUGCCACUUGAGAGAUGCUAAUCCCCAAAAACUUGUGUCCUACAGGGAAGAGGCAUCAGAAAUGGGGGGUUACUUCAUUUUGAAUGGCAUUGAGAGAGUUGCUCGAUUAUUAAUUUUGCCAAAGAGGAAUUACCCAAUGAGUAUUGUGCGGAAUUCAUUCAGUGAUCGGCGGGAAGGAUAUUCUGAUAAAGCAGUGUCAAUAAGGUGCGUAAGAGCAGAUCAAUCAUCAGUGACAGUUAGACUGUACUACCUUCGUAGUGGAAGUGCUAGACUAGGUUUCUGGUUAAAAGGAAGGGAGUUUUUGCUUCCUGUGGGCAUUGUUUUAAAGGCCCUUGUUGACACCACUGACCAUGAAAUUUAUGUCAAUUUGACUUGCUGCUACAAUGAGAAGCAUGAGAAAGGAAAGGGUGCUGUUGGAACCCAACUUGUUGGUGAAAGGGCAAAAAUAAUUUUAGAUGAAGUUCGAGAUUUGUCUCGGUUUACUCGUCUUCAAUGUCUUGAAUAUAUUGGAGAAUACUUCCAACCUCUUAUGGAUGGUCUUGACCAUGACAGUUAUCCAACUGUGGCUGAAACUGUUAUCAAAGACCAUAUAUUCGUUCAUCUGGACAACAAUUUUGACAAAUUCAACCUACUUAUCUUCAUGUUACAGAAACUUUUCUCGCUUAUAGAUCAGACAUCUGUGCCCGACAGCCCUGACUCUUUGCAGAAUCAGGAGGUCCUGCUUCCUGGCCAUCUGAUUACUAUUUAUCUUAAGGAAAAAAUAGAAGAAUGGCUUCAAAAGGGCAAGAAAUUUCUUGAGGAUGAGCUCCGGGACAAAAAUGACAAGUUUGAUUUCUGCAGCUUAGCUCAUGUUAAGAAGGUUAUGGAAAAAAAUUCAGCAAGAUCAGUAAGUACAGCUGUUGAAACUAUGUUGAGAAGUGGAAGACUGGCCACUCAAACGGGCCUAGAUCUGCAGCAGAAAACAGGUUAUUCAGUUCAGGCUGAAAGGUUAAACUUCUUACGUUUUCUUUCACAUUUUCGUGCUGUUCAUCGGGGGGCCUCCUUUGCUGGUCUUCGGACGACGACUGUACGAAAAUUGCUGCCUGACUCUUGGGGUUUUCUUUGUCCUGUGCACACGCCUGAUGGGGAGCCCUGUGGACUACUGAAUCACAUGACUAGCACCUGUUGUGUGACAUCAUUUUUUGAUUCUCAAGGGCAGAUUAAAGAUUAUUUUAAAAUAAAAAUGUCAAUCAUCAAAAUUUUAGUUGAGGUUGGAAUGAAGCCAUCACUGCCAAAGCUAGUCCUUGCUGGUCCACCUGAAGUUCUUAAUGUUUUUCUAGAUGGCUGUAUUGUUGGUUCUGUACCCUCUGGUCAAGUUGAAAAAGUUGUGGAUUAUUUACGAAGAUUGAAAGUAUCAUCUGCAGUGGUGAUUCCUAAUGAUCUGGAGGUGGGAUAUGUUCCUUUGAGCAUGGGUGGAGCAUAUCCUGGCCUGUACCUCUUUUCAUCUCCUUCAAGAUUUGUCCGGCCAGUCAGAAAUUUAUCUGUUCCUUCUGAUGGUAGUGAAAAUAUUGAACUUAUUGGGCCAUUUGAACAGAUUUUUAUGGAGAUAAGAUGUCCCGAUGGUGGGGAUGGUGGAAGCAAAAGUGCAUUUCCUGCAACUCAUGAGGAAAUCCAUCCAACAGGAAUGCUCAGUGUAGUUGCUAGCCUUACUCCAUGGUCAGAUCAUAAUCAGAGUCCCCGAAAUAUGUACCAGUGCCAGAUGGCAAAGCAAACAAUGGGAUUCUCUUGCCAAGCAAUUCGAAAUCGUGCAGAUCAAAAGUUGUACCAUCUUCAGACUCCCCAGAGUCCUAUUGUUCGGACGGGUGCGUAUGCAAAAUAUAGCAUUGAUGAAUAUCCUUCAGGCACAAAUGCAAUUGUUGCAGUUCUGGCAUACACAGGAUAUGAUAUGGAGGAUGCCAUGAUUCUGAACAAGUCAUCGGUGGAGCGUGGAAUGUUUCAUGGACAAAUAUAUCAGACUGAGACAAUUGACUUGACUGAACAACGUGGUCGGUCAGGCCAGACCUCAAAAAUUUUUAGAAGAAGCAACGUUGAUAAAGCAAGUUCACACUUCCUUGAUUCAGAUGGACUACCAUAUGUUGGUCAGAUGAUAAAACCAGACGAUCCCUACUAUAGCGUUUAUAAUGAGGUUACAAGUUCAACAUUCACCUACAAAAGAAAGGGUUCUGAACCUGUUUAUGUUGAUUAUGUUUCUGUUGAUGUCAAAAACAAGAAGAAUCUUCAGAAGGUUAACAUACGCUUUCGACAUCCUAGGAACCCGAUCAUUGGUGAUAAAUUUAGCAGUAGGCACGGGCAGAAGGGUGUCUGCUCCCAGUUGUGGCCAGAUAUUGAUAUGCCAUUUUCUGGAACUACUGGGAUGCGUCCAGAUCUGAUCAUCAAUCCUCAUGCAUUUCCUUCCAGGAUGACAAUUGCAAUGCUUUUGGAAUCUGUUGCUGCUAAGGGGGGCAGCUUACAUGGAAAUUUUGUAGAUGCAACCCCAUUCCGUAGCUCAACGAAGAAAGAUGGUGGGGAGUCAUUAAAAUCAGACUCACUCGUUGAUGAACUUGGUGUCCUGCUAAAAGAAAAGGGAUUCAAUUAUCAUGGUGUAGAAGUUCUCUACAGUGGAGUUUAUGGAACAGAACUUACGUGUGAGAUUUUUAUUGGGCCUGUUUAUUAUCAACGUCUCCGUCAUAUGGUUUCAGAUAAGUAUCAGGUCCGCUCUACUGGAACAAUUGACCAGGUGACCCGGCAGCCGAUUAAAGGACGAAAACGUGGAGGAGGAAUCCGAUUCGGAGAAAUGGAACGUGACUCCCUACUUGCACAUGGAGCUGCAUAUCUACUGCAUGAUCGACUGCAUACAUGUUCUGAUUAUCACAUUGCUGAUGUAUGUUCACUAUGUGGAAGCAUGCUCACAACGACGUUCCUUCAGCCACAGAAGCGGCCGAUCCGGGAGAUUGGCGGGCUGCCCCCAGGUAGAGCUCUAAAGAAGGUAUACUGUCAUGCUUGCCAAACAAGUAAAGGCAUGGAGACUGUUGCCAUGCCAUAUGUGUUCAGAUAUUUAGCAGCAGAGUUGGCAGCUAUGAACAUCAAAAUGACUCUCCAGUUAACUGAUAAAGCUGAGGCUGGGGCUUGAUAUGGUUCAGUCUGACAACUUCUUGACAAUUUUUGUUGUUGUAUCAUAUCAUAUCAUUAUUUAUGAGGUGGCAUCUUUUUUAUAUAUAAAGUGGUGAGUUCAAAAAUUUUGAAGCCAUUGGGGCUACAUCACUGCGAACAUUUCUUGUAUGACUGCUUUAGUGGAUACAAGAGUGGGAUGAGGUUAGCGAGUAGAGUGAUGCUUGAUGAAUUCUGGAGGCCCUUGAGGUCAUUUUGUUAUUUUCCUAUGAUAAUCCUUAUAAUUUUAAUUUAAUCUAUGUUAUUUUAUCA